AGAUCUAUACGGAAACUACAUACGAGGAAGUGCUUCAUCACAUGAUUAUUUGUUUGGCGACAAUUUUGUUAACAUCCUAACAUAGAAGUCUUUAUUAGCAGGUAACAUGGAUGGUGAGAUGAAUGUCAUCUUCGUUACAGCUAUUUUUCUGUUGCCAUCAACAGCUGGGGCUUUCAGUGCUAAAUGGGACCACUUCACAUUCACACAAGAAUGGCCACAAACAGCUUGCCUGAUGGGCAAGGCAGAGCACAAAAAAUGUAACAUUCCCAAUUACAUCAAUUCGUUCAUAAUUCACGGACUAUGGCCUUCUUCGGGAAAAACGGAAGGUCCAAAGAAUUGUUCAUCAGUUCAUUUUGAUAUGAACAAGAUAAAGAAUCUUACAAAUGAAUUACAGCAUGCUUGGCCAAACAUUUACAGCAAUACUGCUCCUAAUGAUUUCUGGAAACAUGAAUGGAACACGCAUGGAACAUGUGCCUUAAGCCUGAACACAACUGGAACAGAAUAUUUGUUCUUUAGGAAAACACUCGACUUAAUGAAAAUAUACAAUGCUUCAAGGUUUCUGAGUAAAAUGAAUAUUACUCCAAAUGACACAACACCUUACGUUACUAAAACAAUAGAAAGUGUUCUUCAAAAGAAACUUGGAGUAGUGCCAAAUUUACAAUGUUACAGAUAUAAGUUAGGUAAAAGACAAACUUACUUACUGGCAGAAAUAAGGAUAUGUAUGGACAAACAGUUUAAACUUAUCGAAUGCCUUAAUGAUGACUCGACUUUAUACUGGAGCAGACGGUCUCAAACUCAAUCUUGUAGUAGAGGAAAGAUAUAUUUUCCUGAGAUUAAAAGGAGUUAAUCAUAAAGGAGAACAACAGAUAUAUGAUGUUGCUUAAUUUUAUGCGAUUGCAAUUGUUUUUACACAUAGGGUACACGAUUUGUUGCUGGUACAAUGUAGCUCAUGUUUACAUAGGCAGAAAUAAACAUGAUGAAUUAUAGCUAACAUGCAAUAAAUUAACUUUCCAUUUUUGUGUUUUUUAUAACAAACAGUGAAGUGUUCUCUAUACAUAUAUAGUUUGCUGACUGUAUUAUGAGCCUGUUACACAAGUAUAGUUGUAUGAAAUAAAAAAAGGCAUAACCAUUAUAACCAGGACAGUGCUACUUGUAAACUGAUUACAUUUAAAAUGUAUGCAAAUUUCCAAAAUUUUAUUCAUCAGAUUUUUUUUUAUUGUUAAUAUUUUCAUAAAUAAAAUUUUCCCAUCUAUUUUUUUUUAAGCAAAUUGUUUUGUUGGUUUUGUCAGGGCAUUAAAGAAUCUUGAGGUUUU
Messenger RNA from Mytilus californianus (California mussel), 1313 nucleotides. Its product is annotated as ribonuclease Oy-like. NCBI's taxonomy places the organism in Eukaryota, Metazoa, Mollusca, Bivalvia, Mytilida, Mytilidae. The transcript has 10 exons. Gene Ontology annotation, cellular component: extracellular region. The record is from RefSeq and is a predicted model, not a curated record. Gene Ontology annotation, molecular function: ribonuclease T2 activity; RNA binding. Gene Ontology annotation, biological process: RNA catabolic process. Bases 107 to 847 code for a protein of 246 amino acids.